Molecule: messenger RNA, 2205 nt
Organism: Caenorhabditis sp. 36 PRJEB53466
Lineage: Eukaryota; Metazoa; Nematoda; Chromadorea; Rhabditida; Rhabditidae
Source: the annotation of a GenBank genome assembly
AUGUGUGCAGUUCAAAUUGUUAUGGAUAUCCAUAGAAAAGUAGUUUCGUAGUCAAAAACGUCGAACAUUUCUUGCGGUGUGUUUGUCGCCUGCCGUUGUCAACAAUUUUGCCGAUUUUCGACACAAGAAAUCCUGGAAAAAGUGCUCACUUUAUGAAAAUAACACGUCUUUAAGCUCUCAAGACCUCGAGUUAUCAAAAUAAACUGAAAAGUUCCACCAGAAUCCACAGAAUAUUAUCGAUUGCAGACUCGUCGACCUCGCUGACCUCGUUCGCCGGGUCCUCUGCGGCCCUUUCGCACUCCUCGGCGCACUGCUCGUCCACUUCGAACCCGAAGACGUCGACGUUCGAGCAGAUCCGUCGGGUGGCCGGGAACGAAGUGUGCGCGGACUGUCACUCGCCCGCCCCCAAAUGGGUCUCCAUCAACCUCGGAGUCGUGCUGUGCAUCGAGUGCUCGGGAGUGCACAGAUCGCUGGGAGUGCAGGUCUCCAAAGUCCGAUCGCUGACGAUGGACUCGAUCGAUAACGAACUGCGCGACGUGCUUUUGGCACUCGGAAAUCGACAGGUACGGGUUUUUACUUUGAAAUCGAAUAAAAAAAACACGAUGAUUUUUACAGGUGAAUGCGAUAUUCCUGGCGCACGUGCCGUCGUCGAACGUGAUUCCGCCGCCCGCACACGCAAACUCGCCCCGUCCGGUGCGAGAGGCGUGGAUAAAGGCCAAGUACGUGGAGAGACGGUUCGCGGUGGCCGAGGACGAGCGGGCGAGAAGUUCGGCCACGAACAGAGGCGAGCAUCUGAAGCACAAGACGAGCGGAGGGAGCGGAGUCAACCGGAGCUCCUCUUAUGCCGAUGUUCAGGAGGCCGAAGCGGACAAUAGAGCCAGAAUUGAGGCCGAUCCGUGGAGUGGUACGUUUUUUAAAUUUCUUUGUGAAACAUUGAAAUAUUUCUAAUAUUUCCAGCGGAUCUGACGAUCCCGAUCUCGCCGAUUUCGAAGAGAUUGUCGGCAUGCGGCUCGGACACGGCACUCGACACCGUCGCAUCGGUCCAGCUGAAUCCGGAGGCGACGACGUGGCACGCGGUGAAGGAGGCGUGCGAAUCGGGCGAUCUGCUGUCGCUGCUGAAGGCGCACGCGCAGGGAUUCGACCUGAUCGGACUGCACGCGGGCACCACCGCCCUGCACAUUGCCACGCGGCACGGACAGACCGCCGCCGUCGAGUUCCUGCUGUUGAAUGGCGCGAAACUGAACAUGCUCGACGAGAAACUCAACACCGCACUGCAUUUGGCCACCCAGGAGGCACACACACUGUUAGUCGGCAACUUGGGCUUUGAAAUUAUGAAAAUACGGCUUUUGGUCACCAGAACUCUUUCCGCCAGACUCUGAGUUUAACCUGAAUGUGUCAUGUUCUGUUCGUUUACAAAAAUACGUCGAAUUGCAAGAAUGGAAGAGUUUUCACACCAGAACUUUCUUGGCCACAACUUUGACUGUGAGCUUUUCAAGGCCUCCCGAUGCCUGAACGCUUCACCCAUUUGCAAUGAUCAGAUCGGACCCAAACUUUGGAGACAUCUUGUACUUGGAUUCAAGUAUAUUGGGUCCAAGUUUCAGACUGAUCGGAUCAUUUACUCUCGAGAUAUAAGGAUCAGAGGCCGAAAAGACCGGGUUUUUAGCAAAGAUUGCGGGGCCCUUUUCGGCCUCAAACCAGCAUAUCUCAGGACUUGAUAAUGCGAUCAAUCUGAAACGUAGACCCAACAUAAUUCAACCCAAGUCCAAGAAGCCUUGAGUCCGAUUGGAAUGUUGCAGUUGGGUCAACAGGGGAAAAAUCGAAAAUGUCCAAUUUUUAGACAAAAAUAUUUGCAGACAAGUGUGCCAACUGCUGAAACGUGGCGCCGACAACAAUCUGGCGAACGUGGACGGAAAAACGCCGUUGGACAUUGCGAUGGAGUGCACGCACGCCGAUAUUGUCACUUUGUUAGUGUUGCUGCUCCGGUUGCCAGCCGGAAUAGCCAAGCUCCGCCGAUUUAAAAGUCGAUAGAACGGAUAUAUUUGCAGAUUCCGUGUGACAAUAAUGCGAAACGAGUUCAACGCGGACUACAACAAUCCGAUGGACGAGACGAUGGAGGUGGUCAUCUCGGACAUUGCACAACGGGCGGUCGCGGAGAAGGAGCAACGGAAGACGGCUUCGUUGAAAGAGGAGACCAGCGACAUUUAG